AUGAUUGCCUCUAUAGUCUUUGCGGUCCUUGCUUGUCUGAUCCCUAGUGCUCCGUGGCCGUACAGUCCUGGGGUCUAUGAGACUGUUUCGCCGCCUCGCGAUUCGUACCGGUAUUGCUUCGUGAAGCCCAACCGCAGAGGUGGCGAUGACAGCGGCAACAUCCUCAAGGCCUUCCACGACUGCAACCACAGCGGCACGGUGGUCUUGUAUUCCAACUACACCAUCACGUCGCCUUUGGAUCUCACCUUCCUCGAGCACAUUGACGUGGCCAUCACGGGCACGAUCAGCUUUGGGACCGACCUGCCGUACUGGGCCGAGCACUCGUUUAAGUAUGCCUAUCAGGACUUGAGCGCGUUCUGGCGGUUUGGCGGCAAGGACGUCAACAUCUUUGGCCACGGCAUUGGGUUGAUCAACGGCAAUGGUCAGCCGUGGUGGGACUUGGCGCCGUCGAAGUCCACCCUCCUGCGUCCGAUUCUGUUUAUGCUGGAUGGACUGCAUGGCGGCUCCGUGACGGGAUUGCGCAUGAUUAAUCCGCCUAACUGGUUCAACCUGAUCGCCAACAGUACCAACAUUCUGAUUAGCGAUAUGAACCUCAACGCAGUGAGCGCCAACUCGAACUAUCCACGCAACACGGACGGAUGGGAUAUGUAUUGUUCCGACGGGAUUGUCAUCCAGAACUCAAUCAUCAACAAUGGGGAUGACUGCGUUUCCUUCAAGCCCAACAGCACCAACAUCGUCGUCCAGGGCCUCCAGUGCAAUGGCUCGCAUGGCAUCUCGGUCGGGUCGCUGGGCCAGUAUGUCAAGGAGUUUGAUAUCGUAGAGAACAUUUACGUUUACAACACCUCCAUGUCCAAUGCCUCCGAUGGCGCGCGCAUCAAGGUGUGGCCUGGCAUUUACUCGAAUUUCCAGAGCAAUCUCAACGGCGGCGGCGGCUCUGGCUAUGUAAACAACGUGACCUAUGAUGGAUUUUUCAACGCCAACAACGACUGGGCCAUUGAACUGACCCAGUGUUACGGGCAAAAUAACCUGACCCUCUGCAAUCAAUAUCCGUCUAAUAUGACCAUUUCCAACAUCGUCUUCAAGAACAUCAGGGGAACGACCUCGAAGCGUUACGACCCCAAAGUUGGCACACUAGUCUGUAGUGAUGCCUCAAAAUGCUCCAAUAUCCAGGCGCACAAUAUCAGCGUCUCCCCACCGAGUGGAAAGACAGCGAAUUGGGUCUGUACCAACCUGGAUAGGUCGAUGCUGGACAUCAACUGCAUCUCUUGA
Messenger RNA from Aspergillus udagawae, 1269 nucleotides. RefSeq lists its product as uncharacterized. Bases 1 to 1269 code for a protein of 422 amino acids. The record is from RefSeq and is a predicted model, not a curated record. The transcript is spliced from 6 exons. Gene Ontology annotation, biological process: carbohydrate metabolic process. Gene Ontology annotation, molecular function: polygalacturonase activity. Lineage: Eukaryota; Fungi; Ascomycota; Eurotiomycetes; Eurotiales; Aspergillaceae.